Messenger RNA from Daphnia magna, 1740 nucleotides. RefSeq names its product pancreatic lipase-related protein 2. The record is from RefSeq and is a predicted model, not a curated record. Gene Ontology annotation, biological process: lipid metabolic process. Gene Ontology annotation, molecular function: protein binding; triacylglycerol lipase activity. NCBI's taxonomy places the organism in Eukaryota, Metazoa, Arthropoda, Branchiopoda, Diplostraca, Daphniidae. The transcript is spliced from 14 exons. The coding region runs from base 1 to 1740 and encodes 579 amino acids.
AUGUUGCGUUACUGGAUAGUUUGCGUUGUGCUCUUGUGUUUUCAUUGGAUCGUCGAUGCGGACGGAUCGAACAAUUAUCCGCAAUCUCUUCGCCAUCAUGGUCCGCAGAACACGAGUCUUCCACAUCACGAAAGAACCACACGAGGCAUCCGCACGGCCGUUUCCAACAAACCGACUGAACGCUGCUACGGUACUUUCGGGUGUUAUUCCGUUAACCGACCAUGGACGUCGUCGAAUAGGCCUAUCAAUAAUUUUCCAGAAGCACCGGAAAUUAUACAACCGGCUUUUUGUUUGUAUACGAGGCACAACCGGUCCCGGUGUCAGAAUCUGGUGACGGGCGAUGUAAAUUCGAUCCAGCGUAGCGGAUUAGAUUCAUCUCGUCGUCUCUUGUUCAUCGUUCACGGUUAUCUCGAACAUGGCAACAAGAAAUGGAUCAAGAGGAUGGUGGAAGAGGCCCUCAUCUACGAUAACAUCAAUGUUGUUGUGGUAGAUUGGGUUAGUGGUUCUGGACCACCAUACACUCAAGCUGUGGCCAAUAUUCGAUUGAUUGGUGUAAUGCUCGCUCACCUUACUUCUCUUUUUACACGUGCUCAGUUCCAAGUGCCGACGGAGAAUUGCCAUAUAACCGGACAUAGUUUAGGAGCGCAUUUGGCUGGAUACACUGGUCAAUAUCUACGAGAUCGAGGUCACAUGCUUGGCAGGAUAACAGGUAUGGAUCCAGCUGAUCCUUAUUUCGAGAAUACAGAACCUUUGAUCCGGCUCGAUCCUACAGAUGCUCUUUUCGUUGAUGUUAUCCAUACGGACGCUGGGCCAAUCCUUUCUGGAGGAUUGGGAAUGAUGCAGCCAGUGGGUCAUAUUGACUUUUACCCGAACGGUGGGGUUCGUCAGCCAGGCUGCGGGACGAGCGUCCUUGAUUCGAUCGAAAAGGAGCGUGGCAGCGUUCUCUAUGGUUUGAGUCGAUUCAUCGGUUGUAAUCACCUGCGGUCUGUCGAAUUCUUCACCGAAUCAUUCAAUUCAGCGUGUCCGUUUUUAGCUGUUCAAUGUCCGUCCUUUGAAGAUUUUCUUGAGGGAAGGUGUCAUUGCGGCACGAACGCUUGCCACCGCAUGGGAUAUUCCGCUGACCAUCAAUCGGUGGCAUCAUCUACCGGCCUCAACUGGCCCGGCCAACAGCAGACAGACGAUUCCAUUCAAAUGUAUCUGCUCACUCGGGACGAUCAGCCAUUUUGUUUGUACCAUUAUCGGGUGACGAUCGUCAUUUCAGACACGUUCGAGAGCAUCCAACACGGUGGCGACAGAGGCUGGCUUUCGAUUCAACUUCACGGACACAACCGGUCAUCCCCACCGACUCGUCUCACUCCAGAGAAUGUUCGUUUCGAACCGAGGAGAGCUUAUUCUUACGUUUUGGGCUCGACGUGGUUGGGAGACAUCAAGAGCGUCACGCUCGUGUGGACUUACUCAUCCAGCGUUUUUAAUCCGCUCACGUGGCGGAUUCUUACCGUUCCGGCUCUUCACGUCAAUCGCAUUAUCGUCCAUAAUUUAGAGUCGAACAGCAGUGCCGUGAUUUGCGGAGAGGACACGCCCAUCAGUUCAAAGGAAUCGCGGCAAAUGUUUGCCGAUUCAAAAUGCAGGCAUCAGUCGUGGCUGCCGGCCGCGGGAUCGUUUCAUUUCCCCACUGACGAGACCGGUGCCAACGGGUUGAGGAAAAGCGGCAAGAGGAGCAGGCGAUUGCAAUUGGGUUGA